ACUCUCCCCUCAUUGACCUCCUAACAGCUGAGCCACCGCCUUAUCACGCGGCACCAGCCGCGCCAGCCGCGGGACCGGAAACAGGGGCGCCGGCCACCGGAGGGGCAGCAGCCCCUGAGAAGAUGGCAACUAGUGGGGACACAGGGGGGACCCCGGCUCCCUCACCCAUCGCCGGUCGCCUUCGGGCCCGCCGGGAUGACACCCCCCUGGAAUCCAAGGCCUUUCCCCUCAGAGAAGGGCCCGGUCGCCACCUCCAGUACUGGCCAUUCUCAGCCUCUGAUCUCUAUAACUGGAAACAAUUUAACCCCCCGUUUUCUAAAGAUCCCGUGGCGUUAACCAACUUGAUUGAGUCUAUCCUAGUGACCCAUCGGCCAACCUGGGAUGACUGCCAACAGCUUUUGCAGACCCUCCUGACUGUGGAGGAGAAGCAGCGGGUGUUCCUGGAAGCACGGAAGCUGGUCCCCGGCGAAGAUGGGAGACCUACCCAGCUCCCCAAUCUCAUUGACAUAGCCUUUCCCCUCACGCGCCCGAAUUGGGAUUAUACCACCGAUGAAGGUAGGGGGCACCUACGUCUCUAUCGCCAGUUGCUCUUAGCGGGUCUCUGUGCCGCUGCCAGGCGGCCCACUAAUUUGGCCCAGGUAAGAAGCACCAUCCAGGGAAAGGAGGAGACGCCUGCCGCAUUCUUAGAAAGGCUAAAAGAGGCUUAUAGAAUGUACACCCCCUAUGAUCCAGAGGACCCAGGGCAGGCGCCAGGAGUUAUCCUGUCAUUUAUCUACCAGUCGAGCCCAGAUAUCAGGACUAAGUUACAGAGGUUAGAAGGACUGUCGACAUUGAAUCUUUCGGAUCUGUUGAAGGAGGCAGAGAAAGGGGCCACCGGUAGUAGGAGGUACCGGUGGACAACUGAAAGAAAAGUCCAGUUGGCGUCGGGGCAAGUAACCCAUUCCUUACUACAUAUACCCGACUGCCCUCACCCGUUGCUGGGCCGGGACCUACUGACCAAGUUAAAAGCACAAAUUUACUUUGAUGAAAGAGGACCCACGGUCACGGGGCCUGGGGGAACCCCCUUACAAGUCCUCGCCCUAAAUCUGGAAGAAGAAUACCGCCUUUUCGAGCCUAAGCCCCCGGAAGAACCACCAGGUGAGAUGCAGGACUGGCUAGACAGGUUUCCACAGGCAUGGGCAGAAACAGGAGGCUUGGGGCUCGCGCACGACCAGCCGCCCCUCGUCAUUUCAUUGAAGGCCUAUACUACUGAACCAGGACCAAAUACUCCAGCAAGUGACCUCUAG
Messenger RNA from Onychomys torridus (southern grasshopper mouse), 1286 nucleotides. RefSeq lists its product as uncharacterized. NCBI's taxonomy places the organism in Eukaryota, Metazoa, Chordata, Mammalia, Rodentia, Cricetidae. Gene Ontology annotation, molecular function: aspartic-type endopeptidase activity. Gene Ontology annotation, biological process: virion assembly; proteolysis. The annotation marks the transcript as partial. The record is from RefSeq and is a predicted model, not a curated record. The transcript has 2 exons.